CUCACUUUUGGCGAAGUUCCUCGGCGGCGUAUCCCAGAUGUCAGCUCCCGCUUUCUCUUCUGAACUACCUUUUCCACGGACGGGUCAUGUUAGCAGUUAGCUUCCCUGUUUGACCCACAGGUGUUCUUCUUCGCUGCAUUUAAAAAAACUGUCUUUCACCUUAAUUCAUACCAUAGCGAGCUUUUUUCACCUUUUAACACCUUACAUCCGGCUUAUUAUUGACUUAACUGGAAUCAACGCCGCAACUUGAGGACGUUUGAACAGGUUCCGACAUGGAUGAGGUGGAGAAAUACAAACGGCGACUGGAGGCUAUCGCUGAGAGGCGACGGCUGCAAGAGGAAGAGGACAGAAUCAGGCGAGAGAUGGAAGAUGAGAAAAUAAGACUUCAUCAGCUCAAGAGGAAGUCUCUCAGGGACCAGUGGCUGAUGGAAGUCGCACCAUCUCCACCAACUUCUCCCGCAGCCCAGAGCCCCCUCUCCCCUUUUUGGGGGUCCCCAGCGCAGCAGAUGGACAAACACAGAUUGUCUUCUGCAACUCAGCGGUUGGAACAGAACAUAAGGGGACAUAAAGAAGACAGCCACAUGGACAAAGUAAACUCUGUAAGGGAGCAACUAGAUAUGGGCCGAGUCACUGCUGCUGUGCACAAUGGAGAGGCGACGGGAUCAGCCACCAGACAUUUUCAUGAAGACACCACAGUGGUCGUCACAAAUGGAGGAGCAACUCUGGACAUCAAGGAUGCGUCAACGCUUCCAUACAUUCAGAUCACAGCCAACAGACAAGGUGAAAGUCUCACCUCCAGCUCCGGUGCUGGUCCAAGCAUUGACAGCGACGGCGAGGAAGAGGAGAUGAUGGUGAUGAGGGCGGAGUGUGUCAUCAUCACGGACGAAGAGGAUGAUUCAGAGGUGGACAUUCUACGGUCAGAAGAGAGUCUAGUCUUUGAGUCUGAAGCCGUACAGACGGCGGUGAAGCGUGAGGAAGAGUCAGAGGAAAAAGUGGAACCCGCUGAUGAGACAGGACCCGUGAAACUGGACGGACAUGACAGUGGAUCAAGGGAGCUCAACGGUAAUGACCCUCAGGAGUCAGUGCUCAUGCUGUCCGAGGAAGAACCUGCAGAAGGCGCCCCAGUGGCCCCGGUGCCAGUCUACUCUGAGGUGCAGCCUUGUAUUCUGCCGUCAGAGCAGGAACCUCAGCAGCAAGUGGAACUCGGCGCGACGACAACUCAGGAGUCUGAGAGCCCGUCUGGGCAGUUCCAGGAGGUUCCCCUGUCCGACGCCCAAGCAAACCACAGGUCAGCGCCAGCGGCUGAGGAGCAGAAGCCGCUGCUCUCACAUGCCAAGGAGCACAGCACACUGGAGGUGGAACCAGACGACAUCAGCACAGAGAUCCACGGCGAGACGAGACCCAUCAAGAAAGAGACAAAGCCCAGACAGACAAAAGCCUGCCAGUGCUGCUCCAUCAUGUAGACCCCCCAGUCCUCCCAGCACUUCAGAAACCCCUCCAGACUGGAGAGAUGAUCGACUCUUCUGAGAGAAGAACUGACUGACUGGAUCUCACAAGUGCCUUUGCAGCUCCUUCCCACUUUUCCAACUCGAAACAGACCCUUUUCACAGUGGCCCAAAGACCAACCCGCUGCUCUACAGACGUCAAACAUUCUGACCAAGAUAUGAAUCCAUUAGAAACAGUAUGCGUUUUUCUACCAUUUAUAUUUCUGUAGGAACAGCAGAAAAAAUACAAUAUACCAGAAGUGUAUUGGAUUUGGAUUUUAUCCUAAUUUAAUUCAUUGUUCCGACUUAUUUAAUUGAGAUUUUAUGUGGCUGUUGUUAACUCACGUGUUAGAUAUUCUACAGACGGCAGUGCUCACAUUUAUCCACAUUACGGUGUGAAUGUUUAGUGGAGGUGACCAUUGUACAUGAAUAGAUGUAUGAAGUUGAGCAGAACCUCUGCGUGUGUACAGAUGCUGAGCUUGAAAUGAUGACCAGGUGGUUGAAUGAUUAAACUGAGAUUUAUGGUUCAGUGUUGGGUGUGCGUUGAUGCUUAUUUUGUUAACACGUGUCAGACUCGAAGCCGGGGGCCACCAAUGUCACGCUGCAUCAUUUGUCGUGGCCUGUGACUUGAAUUUAGGUGUCAUUCUGAACUGUAUGCUAGGUCCAGGUUCUAUGGCCACUAUCAGUGAUGAUGGAAAAGUUGAAAUAUAAAAGUGUUUAAUGUCGAUCACGUGUACAAAUAUAAACACCUUGGCCCUCCAGCCUUAAUGUACAUAAUGACUGAAGAGACCCUAUUAACAUAAAGCAAAUACAGCUAUAUGACAAUCUGAUCUGAAGCAAGGCUCAUUCUCAUUGGUCCGCCUCGUUCGAUGACGUCACUUCCUCCAUCUCUGCUGGGCGGGACCUUUGAAUCGAAACAAUACUAAGCUAUUCAGCCCAAUACUGAAUUGUGCCUUUGACUUCUCAAUGUCACUUCAAAGCUGAAUAAAUUAAUAUGUAACUUUAAAAUAUACAACAAAAUACUUGCAUAUAUAAAUCUCCUCAACUGCAUCU
Messenger RNA from Synchiropus splendidus (mandarinfish), 2537 nucleotides. RefSeq names its product paralemmin-1-like. The record is from RefSeq and is a predicted model, not a curated record. Bases 273 to 1463 code for a protein of 396 amino acids. The transcript has 8 exons. NCBI's taxonomy places the organism in Eukaryota, Metazoa, Chordata, Actinopteri, Syngnathiformes, Callionymidae.